CAGUCACUGACGGACCAGCGUCAACAAAAGCAAAAAACUCUAAAAAAGUAACCGAAGAGGAAUUGCAGCCAAGUAUUGUUCCAAAUUAUUUUGUAUUUGGAAGCUACAAAUUUUACAAGCAAAACAAAAAAGGAAAAACUACACAGAAAUCGUACAUUUGUACUUUUUAGAGUUUCUUGCUUUUGUUGACGAGGCCUUUAAGUUCGUCAGCGAGACGGACGCCAAUGGACAGCAUUCUGCAAGAGCUGCUAAGCAGACGGGGAAUUACUCCCGUCUAUGAACUUGUCCAGAUCGAGAGCGCCAUAGAUAAGCCGACCUUCCGGUUUCGCGUGUCCUUUAAGAACAAGGAUACGCCCUUUACGGCCAUGGGUGCAGGACGCUCGAAGAAGGAGGCCAAGCAUGCGGCGGCCCGUGCGCUCAUCGACAAGCUGAUCGGCGCGCAGCUGCCGGAAUCGCCUAGCAGCUCCGCUGGUCCGUCAGUGACUGGGCUCACGGUCGGCGGAAGCGGAGGAGACGGCAAUGCGAAUGCCACGGGCGGAGGAGAUGCCGGCGAGAAAACCGUUGGUAAUCCGAUUGGCUGGCUGCAGGAAAUGUGCGUGCAACGGCGAUGGCCAUUACCGUCGUAUGAAACGGAAACGGAAGUGAGUCUGCCCCACGAGCGGGUCUUUACGAUCGCUUGUUCGAUACUCCUGCUUGAACUUGGUGAGCACCUUCAACACGUCCCUAGCCAGAGUGCCGCAACCUGGACCAAGCUCCACCAGUUGAAAGGGCGAGGGACAGCACAUUUUGCGCCACUCGCUCACCAACCAAAUUCCUACGAGCUUCAUGAAGGGAUAUGAUGAU
Messenger RNA from Drosophila simulans, 843 nucleotides. RefSeq names its product RISC-loading complex subunit tarbp2. NCBI's taxonomy places the organism in Eukaryota, Metazoa, Arthropoda, Insecta, Diptera, Drosophilidae. The record is from RefSeq and is a predicted model, not a curated record. The transcript has a single exon. The coding region runs from base 225 to 839 and encodes 204 amino acids.